CAGACACAGGGAGAACAUGCAAAAUCCACUCAGAAAGGGUAGAACGUUCAUGUCUUCUCGCUGGGAGGCAUCAGGCUUAACCAUCGAGCCGCUGUGCUGCCCGUAAUAAGGCCUUGUAAUGGAAAUUACACAGUCCGUGGACAAAUAUCUGUUGACGCAGAGACUCCAGCCAAUCGCACGUCGUGUCUCCAAGGCGCAGGACCAGGUUUGACCAAUAGGAAGGACACGGGGCGGGAAUUUGUCCCGUCCACUCGCACCUCUUGACAGAAAAUCACUGUUGGUGAGCGACAGAGGGACAGGCUUGAGACGUGGGUUGUGGGGGACACUGAGCGGAGACGCGAGACGAGACGCAGGUACAUUGGUUGGAGGAGGAGGAGGAGGAGGAGGAGGACGCACGCAGCCUGCUGCAGGGAGGAGACAUUGCGGGACAACCUGGGGACUGGUCCCAUGGACGUAUCGGGGCUCCGUACCUGCUCAAGACACAGCACCGCUCUCUAAGCAUGUCGACGGGGGAAGGAGCCGGGGAUGGGGAGUACGGAAGGGCGGCGAAGCGGCAGAAAACCGAGGAGACGGAGCCGGAGGAGAGAGAGGAGAGGGAGGAGAGGGAGGAGGGAGAAGAGGAGCUGGAGGAGGGGGAGGAUUCGGACUCUGGGUCGCUGCCCGGUAACGGAGAGUCGGCGACAGAUAACCGGGCCCGGUGGAGCGGCAGCCAGUUCGGAGCAGGACGCAGGGAUAAUGGCGAAGACUCCCAUCGUAUCUCUCCCAGUCCUGUGGUCCACGUCAGGGGUCUGUGUGAAGCUGUGGUGGAAGCUGACCUGAUAGAUGCCCUGGAGAAGUUUGGAGCAAUAUGUUACGUGAUGAUGAUGCCAUUCAAGCGCCAGGCCCUGGUGGAGUUCUCUGAGGUGGAGAGCGCCGACCGCUGCGUGUCCUGUGGCGCCAAGGAGCCAGUUUACAUUGCAGGCCAACAGGCUUACUUUAAUUACUCCACCUCCAAAAGAAUCACCAGGCCAACCAACGCUAACAACCCCAACAGUGGCAACAAGGUCCUCCUGCUGUCCAUACAGAACCCCCUCUACCCUAUAACCACGGAUGUUCUCUACACCGUCUGUAACCCCAUUGGCAGCGUGCUGAGGAUCGUCAUCUUCAAACGAAAUGGAAUCCAGGCUAUGGUGGAGUUCGAGUCGGUCCAGUGUGCUCAGAAAGCCAAAGCAGCUCUGAAUGGAGCCGACAUCUACGCUGGAUGUUGUACUCUCAAGAUUGAAUAUGCAAGGCCGACACGUCUGAACGUGAUUAAGAAUGACAACGAGAGCUGGGACUACACUAAACCGUACCUGGUCAGACGAGAUCGUGGAAAAGGAAGACAGAGACAAGCCAUUUUAGGAGAACACCCAUCAUCCUACAGUGAUAACGGCUAUGGACCACCUUGCCCCCUGCUCCCUCUACCCAGCAACAGCAGGUACAAGCUCACCUCUCUGGACGUCCCAGACAUGGUGUCCUACCCUCUGCCCCAGUUAUCCUCCUCAUACUCUGGCCACGCCCCUAGCUCCGUCGCCAUGGUAAGUGGCCUCCAUCCAUCCAAGAUGAACUGCACACGCAUCUUCAACCUCUUCUGCCUCUACGGCAACAUUGAGAAGGUGAAGUUUAUGAAGAGUGUUCCCGGUACAGCGUUGGUUGAGAUGGGAGAUGAGUACGCUGUGGACCGAGCCAUCACACACCUCAACAGCAUCAAGGUGUUUGGCAAAAGACUCAAUGUCUGUGUGUCCAAGCAGCACGCGGUGAUCCCCAGUCAGGUGUUUGAGUUGGAGGACGGCAGCAGCAGCUACAAGGACUUCGCCAUGACGAGGAACAACCGCUUCAGCAGCGCAGGACAGGCCUCCAAAAACAUCAUCCAGCCUCCGUCUGCAGUGCUGCAUUACUACAACGUUCCCCCAUGCAUGUCACAGGACCAUUUACUGAGGCUGUGUACAGAGCACGAUGUCCCUGGCUUUGUCAAAUUCAAGAUGUUUGAUGCCAAACCCUCUUCAAAGACCAUAUCUGGCUUGUUGGAGUUUGAUAGUAAGACAGAGGCUGUGGAGGUGCUUACCGUUCUCAACCACUACCAGAUUCGGAUACCCAAUGGAUCCAAUCCAUACACCCUGAAAUUGUGCUUUUCCACCUCAUCUCAUCUAUGAAAAGCUACAGAAAGAUGAGGAGAGCUGCUGAACCUCAAUUACGCCCGGAGCAGUACGGGAAAGAGAAAGAAAUGGCCUUCAAAGGAGAUGAAGACAAAUGGAAAUAAAAGUGUAAGACGAAACAUAUCCACCGUCUCCAGACUGAACAUAAAACACACACUCAUCACCUCACCGUCCGAUCGCAACUCAGUGAGAUGACAAGACACGUGACCUGGAGGCUUGGAAAAAGACGCUGCUCAUGUUUGGUAAUCCCAUCUUUGGUCCACUCUGCGGAGUUAACCUGAAUCUGCUUCAUAGGCGGUCAGACAUUAUCAGCUCUCAAAGAAACUGAUAUAACAUUUUACCGUCUAAAAAAAGAUCAAUCGAUGAAAUUGCUUUGGACUGGCUGCUUGAACUAGGAGGCUGAGGACAGAUGCCGUGUGGUCACGUCUCAACUGCCGUGGAUAAGCUUUUAAUGGUUAUGACAGGACCUCCUGAUGAAACAUUUCCAUCAAAUUCUCCUUGAAGAUUCACAUUCUCCAGAGGAUCGUGUUACGUCUUUAGUCCCAUUAUCAGCUUGUUACCGUUUUGCGUAUUCUCAGCUAUAAACAAGAUAAAAAACUAAACCUGUUGGUCAGAUUGUUAAAUCCUCUCUGGACGCCCCAUGAUUUUCUUUGAAGCUCAACCGUCAGAACAAAAUAUCAACAGAUGGAUGCUUUCGAUCUUAAUAUACUUUUAGGACACGUGACUAUGUGGAUUGGACUGCUGUUAUUUGUUAUUUUCUUUCAUUUAGUCUUUAAAAUAAUGGGCUUCUUUAAUUUAUUUCAAAUUCUUUAACGUAACAUUUUAAAUGUAUAUGAAUAUUGUCAUAGGCUGAAAACUCACAACAGUUCUCUCUGACGCUCGACAUUGUGGAUUUACAACAUUGUCUUAUUGACUCGUUUGUGUUGCAGUGGAUUCUCACAUGGUGUCGGUAUAAUAUUACACAGACAGUUUGCUUUUAAUCCCCCCCACGGGUCUGUUUAUUGCUUAUAUCGUUGUGUUUUCUAUUGUAUAAAUGAACAACUCUGCAGAAUAAUAAUCUCAAAUAAUCAAUACAACCUCCAUCAAGACACCAACUCCUUUAUAGCACUUCCAGUUCUCCCCCAGUGGAUACGCAGUAUAAUACAACACAUGCAAAAUGGAAGUGCAAACACCAUAAAAAGCGUACAUUUUGUUUAAAAAAAACAAAAAACAACUGUUUAUAAGUGCCAUCUUGUAUUUUGCACUAAGAAGACCUUUUUCAAAGGGGACGAAGCAUUGACUGUAAUUUCAAAGGUAAUAAUUAGGACAUAAUCUGGUUAAAACGUUUGAUAACUUUGCCCCAAAACCCAGUUUAAAAGGCUUUUUUCGUCCUCCCCAGAUUGAACCUCCAGCACACAUGUGCAGUCAGGUUCGUCAUGUCCUCAUUUCACCGUGUGAAUGGAAUUAAUCGCUCGCUCCUUCCAGCAUUCAACAGGUGUGCUAUUGUCACAGAGCUGCUGGUCCUUUCUUUCUUUAUUAAUUCUUUAGAUGGUGGACCUUUUUAGAAACGAGAAAUGAAAGCAGUAGUCUCCACAUUAAGUCAGGAAGCACACCCUGGACACAGUGCUGAUAUUAAUAGGUCACAAAAAUACACUACCGGUCAAGAGUUUCCAAUAUUUCUUUCUUUUUUGUUAUUGAAAUAUAUGCAGUUUAAUGUCCCAUUUCCUCUGAAAUGAAAGCAUAGACCAACUCAAGUUAAGACAAAAACUAUGGAAUCAAUAUAUAACCCAAAAUAUAUUCUAGAUUUUGGAUUCAUCAAAGUUAAGUAAACGUCUUUGGAUGAUUUUACAUGUGAACACACUUGUGACGUUCUUUUUUUUCUAAAAGGGAAGUCAAAUAUUUUUCCCAGAAAUGUGUGUCAAUUGUAGGGAGCUUUGCUUUCAGUCUUCAGUCCAGUUCAUCACAAACCAGCUCCUUGGGGUUAAAGUCCAGAAACCACUCCAUGUUUUCAAGCUUUACAUCUUGUUUAUACCCUGAGGUAGUUCUGGUAGAGCUUGGACUAAAGUUUUGGAUCAUUAUCUUGCUGUAGGAGGAAGCUCUGAACUAUACCAGAGGAUGCUGUUCUAAAACUUUUGACCAGUAGUGUAUGUGACAAAAAUACAGCAGACAUAGCUUGUUACAACUAGUCCUUAAAGUCCAGUCCUACUUUAACCCUUUUUGGGCUCUCAUUGAAAAACUUGGGAAUUGAACAUUUCAAAUCUAGACUGUUAUUUUAUGACAUAAGGAGACUUUUUUGCUUUUGUGGAAUUUACAAAAAAUAUAUGUGUGGGUUCUUUCGGGGUACUCAGCUUCCUCCCACCGCUCAAAAACAUGCUCGUUAAGCUAAUUGGUGAUACUAAAUUGGCCAUAGUUGUGAUGUGUCUGUGUCCCAUCAUGCAUUGCGUCUCUAGCGGCGCCGGCGUUAAUGGCCGUUAGUAGUCGUUAUAGCCGCUGUUAGUAAGAAACAUUUUUUAAAUUUCGCCGCGAAAAUAUGAAACUUUUUUUUAAACAUAAUUUUAUUUAUUUUUUAUUUCAUGAACAUCACACAUAUUUGUUUACAAAAUCAUCGUGUUUUAGUAAUGUGUAAAUUAUAAUGGGAUUACCAGGGGAGCCGCGGCAGGUUGACAAUGAUGCGACAGCAGUGACGUCAUUAACUGCGCGUCAAACGAUGAUACCCGUAGUGUCAAUAUUGAAACCCUAUAUAGAAAGUAGGGAUUAGGGAGUGAGUGAACGAUGAGAUAGACUGGAGACCUGUUCAGUGUGUACCCCACUUUUCAUCCAAUGACAGCUGGGAUAAACAGCAGAAAAUGAAUGAAUGUCCUUGAGUUGUAAACAAAUGUAAACAUGUAUGUAGGACACAAUUUAAAUGCGUGGAAGUUACCAAAUGUGGUUCCUUGCCCUAUAAAGGGUUGAACAGGAUGCUGGGGCUGCAGUAACAGACCAGCUGGUGAGUGGAUUUAUGACUAAAGCCAGAUUCAAUCUUCUAAUAGUUUUUCCAGAAAAUUUAAUGUUGCAUUUGAUGGAGUAUUUAAUAGUUAGCCUGCCUGUCAGGAACAGGAGUCAUGCUUUCAACUCAUCAGCUCACCGUUGGGGUUUGAGGUCCAUUUCAGCUCAGCGUUGUAAAUGAGUAACACAAGGCUUUAGCUAAAUCCAGAUUAAUGGAUUAAAAUGGGCGAACCCAGCUGAAAUACUGAAACAUCCCUAUUAGAUGUUCUCUGCUUGUUAGGAAACAAGAGUGCAUUGUAAAAAAUAAAUAAAUUAAAAAAAAAGUAUAUCUAAAGUACUGUAUAUCAAAGUAGAAGCAGGAAAUACAGCAUCUGUACCAUUUGUCACCUUGGUUAAAUCGCUUAAAUAAGCUAAUCUUACUUCCAAGAUCAGAAUAUGUCAGUUUCAUUCCUCUUAUCUUAAAAUAUGAUGUUUCUAUUGCGCUACUUUUGAUGAAUAGGUUUAUCAGUUUUGCAGUUAAUGCCAACUCCCUGUGCUGCUGUGUUUUUAUUUUAUUUUUUUUUAUUUAUUUUUUUAAGUUUCCAAAUAUGAGGGUUAAAUAAAGGUCUUAACUGAUAUUAUCUCAAAGCAGAAAAUAAUUCUGUUCAUUGUGGAAUAUAGAAACAUAUAGCAAUUUGCACUGUGCAAAUUUUCUUUUUUAUCAAUUUAUUUUUAUUUUUUUGCUAAUUCACAUAAAUUUAAAAAUGUGAAUUAGCAAAAGCUUUUUGAAUUUUACAUAAAAUACAUGUGACUAAACAAAUGAUGUCUGGACACACAGAGCUUCUUAGAGACCCGUAUUGUGGUGAAAAGCAGUAAAAUAUAGCAUUUUGUUUUGUUCUGUCCUGUUUCUGAUGUAGAACUUGCAGAUUUUCCUGCUCAAAGUCUUUAUUUUAGUACACUGGGGCUCAAUCACACAGUUAAAGCAUGCUACAUAAUUACAUAAUUUGUAAAUAAAUUGUGAAAGGUUACUAUAAAUCCCACGCCGUGUAAGUAAUCGCUGAUUUAGUUGUUGUGUUUUAAAUGGACACUGACAGGUUUGUACAUAUCAUACAGCACUUGAAACUUACUGUAUUUCUAAUGGAAGUUUUAUUUAUGUUAUUUAAGGAGGUUUAACAGAUGAUGGCUGUUGUUGUUGUUGUCUCUUUGAGAACCGGUGCAGAACUCGUUUUGUACAUUUGUUUGACGCCCGAGGCCUUGGGCUGCAAGUUUGAUGAAACCGAACCUGGCUGCAUUUUAUUUUCUGUGUUGGAAAAACAUGAAUAAAAUGUUAUAAAUACAAA
Messenger RNA from Mugil cephalus (flathead mullet), 6457 nucleotides. RefSeq names its product heterogeneous nuclear ribonucleoprotein L-like. Bases 501 to 2171 code for a protein of 556 amino acids. NCBI's taxonomy places the organism in Eukaryota, Metazoa, Chordata, Actinopteri, Mugiliformes, Mugilidae. Gene Ontology annotation, molecular function: mRNA binding. The record is from RefSeq and is a predicted model, not a curated record. The transcript has 15 exons. Gene Ontology annotation, biological process: mRNA processing; regulation of RNA splicing. Gene Ontology annotation, cellular component: nucleus.